Messenger RNA from Drosophila ananassae, 1815 nucleotides. Its product is annotated as zinc finger protein 26. Gene Ontology annotation, biological process: regulation of transcription by RNA polymerase II. The coding region runs from base 103 to 1791 and encodes 562 amino acids. The record is from RefSeq and is a predicted model, not a curated record. NCBI's taxonomy places the organism in Eukaryota, Metazoa, Arthropoda, Insecta, Diptera, Drosophilidae. Gene Ontology annotation, molecular function: RNA polymerase II transcription regulatory region sequence-specific DNA binding; DNA-binding transcription factor activity, RNA polymerase II-specific; zinc ion binding. Gene Ontology annotation, cellular component: nucleus. The transcript is spliced from 2 exons.
CUAUCGAAUAGCGAAACCUUAACAUGGCCAUCCCUAAUGUAAAAUUUGUCAACAAUGAGAAUUUUAGAGCUUUUCUUGGUUUCUUAGUUGAAAUGGCAAAGAAUGGCUUCAUCUGAGGUUCCCACAAACAUUUCCGAUCUAUUAUGUCGCGUCUGUUUGAAGACACACGAUGUCUCUAUCCGCCUGAACUACAAAAUCGAGUUAAACCAGAUGACCCUGAGGAUCUGGCAGCUUCUGGAAUCCAUAUGCAAAGCCCAGUGCCCCUGGAUGGAACCAACUCUUCCGAACCAGCUGUGUCAGAACUGCACGCAGCGCCUCGUUAAUGCCUACGAAUUCAUACAGGAGGUGGAGAGUGCUCAGCGAAGGUUGCAAAAGAGAGGAAAAUCAAAUCAGGAUAAGUCAACGGACGUAAGUCCAGAGGACACCGGCGUGGAUGUGGUGCAGAUUGUCGAGCAGGGAAAGGUCAUCGAUCCUGACGACAUUGUGACUGAAGCCACAAUCAAAGACCACCAUGAGGCUUCGCAUUUAGAGGAAAUAGGAGAGGGUUUAGAAACUACCAAAUCGAGAUUACUUGUCGAGAAUGUGUCAGUCACGUUCGAAGAUAAUAAUGUGGCUUCGGAGGAAGAGGAGGAUUUAGAAAUGGGAGAGAAUUUAGAGACUUCCACAUCGGAAACCGAGGAUGAUGCACAUUUUUUUUCGGACGGUGAGGUAAUAGACACCGGAGUGUUCUAUGGAGAAGUUAAAAACCUGCAAAGCCAGUCUAAAGAGCAUGUGGAUAAUCAAUAUUUGAACAUAACACGUCCUUCGAUGUUAGGCAGCCGUCUGGCCCAAUCACAGAACUUCAACUAUAAAUGCGGCAUGUGCCCUCGGACUUUCGCCAAAAAAGAAUCUCUGGCCAGGCACCUUGCUCUGGCUCACACUCAGGCGGCUGACACUGCCGCCCAGAAGCUGGCUAGCGAAGAAUCAAACGAACUAACUUGCACACAUUGUCCACGUUCGUUCAAAAGGCAUUAUACUCUGCGGCGUCAUAUGGAGGCAUUUCACCCGGACGCCUCCGAUAUGCCAAGAAGUCCAGUCAAGAGGCGCGUUACCAAGCGCCGUGACUGCCCCUACUGCGGUGUCAGCUUUCCUGCAUCGAGCAUUGCAGUCCAUAUACGCCGACAUACUGGCGAUAAUCCAUACAAAUGCACUGAAUGCGAGAAGGCGUUUCCGCGCAGCCAGGAUCUGAACCUACACAUGCGCCAGCAUACGGGCGAAAGGCCCAGUGAGUGUAGGAUCUGCUUCAAAAAGUUCAUAUCUCCGAACAAGCUUUCGCGGCACAUGCGAUUGCACACUGGGCAGAGGCCAUAUGUCUGUUCCAUAUGCCAGAAGGCAUUUGUUCAGUCGAACGAUCUCAAAAUCCACAUUCGACGCCACACGGGCGAGCGUCCGUACCAAUGCGGGGUAUGCGGCGAUAGCUUCAUAUGUGGAGCAUUUUUGAAUAUUCACCGUAACCACAAGGGCCACAAGAGCCACCAGGAAACUGCAGGUUCAGAUUCCGAUCGCCACGGGAAGACUAGUGUGUCUAAACGCGGAGCAGAGGAUCUCGUACGCAUGCGCAGUCAGCGUGCAGAGGAGCAUCUUCUAACGAGUUCUACUUCACUGACGGAGAGACCAGAAUUUUUCUAUAAGUGUGCUGUCUGCAAAGCAAGUUUCAAAAACGGAGCCUUGCUGACUAAACAUCGAAACAACAUGAAGCACUAUGAGUUGGGCAGGGAGGAGAAUGGGGAUCCUCUUCCCAAAAAGCUUUAAGAUUCAGAAAAUUGAGACUAAGCU